AUGAAUGGUGUCAUUUUACAUGAUCAUACAUGGAACAGAACGCUUCUUGACCCGUACCAAGUGGCACCCCCUGCAAGGACCCCGGAAAACAACCGUCAACAACGCGCUCAACAGCGCCAAGGCCGCCCAAUGGCGCCUUGCGACCAACAGGACCCUUCCACCGACUACCCAAGACACCAUACCAAGUGCCACACCGACACAAAAGCAAUCAGCAUGCCGCCCAACGACCCAACAAGCUCCUCAACCUUGACUCAAACCAGCAGAAUCAACCGCAAAACCACCGCAAACAAGCCAUUACUCUCAACCAGCAAAUCAAUAGAGGACCACGCAACCGAAAAACGCUCAAUACACACGGCCCUCAACCUUCCCACGGCUGGCAACAUCCUUCUGGCCAUUUCGACUGCAUUAUUUGAAUUCAGCGCGUCUGCCAACCUAGGCGCCACUCACACAGAUAUAAUACGUGCAUUCGCGUUCAUAACUCACGAGGUUCAGAAGAACAUCAACGCGGAAGAAAUCAUUGAGAAAGUCGGAGCACUCAUGGGCGGCCCAGUGGCAACUCUGGAUGAGAAAGUCGAAGCAUUCGAAGAAGUACUAGAGAAAUACAAGUCAGAAAUGGAGAAGGUGAUCACAGAGGUGCGUACCAACUUCCAAACAUCCACAGAAGAACUAGUGAAAGCGGCGAAGAGCGCGAGCACUAGCGUUCCCCAGUCAGGGCAAACAACCGAUACCACGUCAGGGUCUAACGGACCAAGAUCAUACGCAGAGGCAGCAAAAACUAACCCUUCACCCAUACUAACCAAAGUUCUCGCGAGAAGCGAAGACCUAACGGAAGCGCAACUGGUAGCUAAAGCCGCCUUAGCGAUCGAACUCCUGACCAAGGACAAUGAGGACACCCCUACUAAUCUAGCAUUCCUAUCAGCGCGCAGACUCCCACAUGGAGGCGUAUUAUACGAACUCGACUCAGUAGAAUCAGUUCUUUGGUUUAAUGUCCCCGCGCAUAGAAGCAAGUUCCUCGAACACUUCAGCACAGAGAUAGUUAUCAAAGACCGAUCCUUCCACAUACUAGUCGAGAAUGUGCCAAUAUCCUUCAUCCCGGACAACCACGCCACAAUAGCUGAUGUAGAAAGAAGGCAGGCCUCAAACAUAAGUCAAUAUACAGAGCAAGAUAUAUCAAACCGGCAGCCAGGCGCAACCCAGGAGGGCGCCAACCAGGCCAUCAAGCAUGGAUUAUCAAUCGAGGGGAAGAAAGUAUACGGCAGGAAGCUGAUUCAAGAGCCCACCAGGAACACGACACUUGCGGAACGUGUAGCAACCAACACAGAACGGCCACCUGCGCAAUCACUGAUCAGACCCAAUACCGGUGCAAGAACUGCGAUUGUCGCAGGACACGCCGCAUGGAGCCGCGACUGCCCAAUGUUCAUAAGCAAAUGGGAGAGCUACAAGAACCGCAAUGUGGAUGCUAAGUAUCGGUUCUUCCUGACUGAAGACCCGCUCACGUGGGAAACCCUGAACAACCCACCCCAGCCAAGGGAGAACACAGAGAACUGGAACCAACACCGAGACCACCACCAGAAUGUGCAACCCCAAAGCCACCACCGUUUCCCACCACCGGAGGAUCGCACAAGAGGAUUCCAAACCGUCCACCACCAAAGACAGCCUCCCCAAGAACACCAUGCCCGCAACACGAACCGAGUCCCAUUAGGUAAUCAGACUCGCAUCCCGGAGUCAUGGCUAUCGCAACCUCGCCCUCCUCAACAUCCUCCACCUCCCCGGGAAAACGAACGGCCCUCGCAACAAUGA
Molecule: messenger RNA, 1800 nt
Organism: Suillus subalutaceus
Lineage: Eukaryota; Fungi; Basidiomycota; Agaricomycetes; Boletales; Suillaceae
Exons: 5
Coding region: 1-1800 (599 amino acids)
Source: RefSeq, a predicted model, not a curated record